AUGCCCGGCACGCCGGAGCUAUUCACCCUCCACGUUACUGAUUCCGAGCUCACCGAGUUCCUUGACCUGGUCCGACUGUCCAAGAUAGGACCCUCUACAUACUGGAACCAACACACCGACGACGGCCGCUUCGGCAUCUCGCGCGAGUGGCUCGUGAACGCAAAAGAGACAUGGCUGAGCGAAUUCAACUGGCGCGCGCACGAAGACGCCAUCAACAGCGUCCCCAACUUCAAGAUCAACCUCCGAGACCCAGAAGCUGGAGAGGUGUCCAUUCACUUCGCAGCACUCUUCUCGAAGCGCGAUGAUGCGGUCCCCAUCCUCUUCCUGCACGGGUACCCGGGUUCGUUCUUGGAGUUCCUCCCCAUGAUGCAGCUGCUUGCGCAGAAGUAUACGCCCGAGACGCUUCCAUACCAUGUUAUCGUCCCCUCGCUACCGGAUUACGGCUUGUCCGGUGGAGUCGGCGACCAGCUGGAGAUGUCGAUUGAGCGGGCGGCACGGAUCAUGAACCAGCUCAUGGUGGAGCUUGGGUUCGGCGAUGGGUAUGUUGCCCAGGGAGGAGAUCUGGGGAGUAUGCUUGCACGGAUUCUCAGUGUCGAGUAUGAGGGGUGCAAAGCGCUUCAUGUGAACAUGCUUCACCUGAACCCGGGCGAGACACCUUCGCCCGCCGCGUCUAACAACCUAAGCCGUGACGAAGAAGAGCACAUCAAGCGAAGCAAUGCGUGGCAGCAAACGGGCUUCGCGUAUGCCCUCGAGCACGCGACGCGACCGUCAACUAUAGGGCUCGUCAUCUCGACAAACCCCCUGGCGUUAUUAGGCUGGAUCGGCGAAAAAUACCUCGAAUGGACCGACCCCCGUCAUCCGCUUCCACUGGACACAAUCCUCGCCACUGUGACGCUGUACUGGUUCACGUCGACGUUCCCGCGUAGUCUCUACCACGCAUCCCUAGCAAAGAACGUUCUCGCCGGGAUUCCGCAUCCCAUUACAAAGAGCAAGCCGCUGGGAUACUCGGUCUUCCCGUACGAUAUGGCCUUUGUCCCGCGGGCGUGGGCGAGGGAGCUUUAUGGGAAUUUGGUGGCGUAUCAGAGGCAUGAGCAGGGCGGUCAUUUUGGUGCCUUGGAGCAGCCGGCGGCACUCUUGAGCGAUGUUGAGGAGUUUGUGGGGAUGGUGCGUGAUAAUGUGUGGAAGGGUCAAUGA
Molecule: messenger RNA, 1194 nt
Organism: Aspergillus mulundensis
Lineage: Eukaryota; Fungi; Ascomycota; Eurotiomycetes; Eurotiales; Aspergillaceae
Product: epoxide hydrolase family protein
Exons: 4
Coding region: 1-1194 (397 amino acids)
Biological process (GO): epoxide metabolic process
Molecular function (GO): epoxide hydrolase activity
Source: RefSeq, a predicted model, not a curated record